UUUAUGAUAUGAUUGGUGAAUUUUUCAUUUUACAUGUAGUGAUUAAUUUAACUAAUUAAAUCACUUGACAUUGGCAGAAUUGGGCGAAUUGCAAAGAUUAGUAUAAAGCCUUUUAUAAAAGAAGAAUAUUUGUAAACUAAACUUUUAACACUCUGCAAUUGUAUUUUGCAAUUGGAUUUGAUUUGAGAAGGAAUUCCAGCAAUUUAAUUUGAUAUUCUUGUCAAGCAUUGUUUUUAGAAAUCCAAGAAAAUAUUAUUUCAAUGUUUUAAUAGUGCUGCAACAUUUCAAAUAUUGAUAACGUCAAAAUGCAGAAAGCAAAAAAGAAAAGAGGAGAAGAAGAACCCAUGGAUGUUGAUGAUGUAGUAUCACAACAAAAUGGAGUUAUGAAUUCUGAUAAUGAUAAUUUAAACGGUGAAAUCGAUCAUAUAUCAGAUGACGAGGAAGGUGGUGUUCGUAUUGGUGAUAUUUACAUACCCCCGGCACCUAAACCGGCGCUCACAUUUGAUGCGACAGGCCCCCGUCUUAUAAUAACCCAUAUAGUGAAUGAAAAUUUUAAGAGUUAUGCUGGUGUCCAAACUUUGGGUCCGUUUCAUAAGAGUUUCACAGCUAUUAUUGGGCCUAAUGGAAGUGGUAAGAGUAAUGUGAUUGACUCCAUGCUGUUUGUUUUUGGUUAUCGUGCAACUAAAAUCCGUUCAAAGAAGAUUUCUGUCCUCAUUCAUUCGUCAAGUAAACAUCCCAACAUUACCAGUGCGACAGUUGCUGUUCAUUUUUGCCAGAUUGUAGAUGGGGAGGGUGAAGAUUACACUGUUGUACCUAAUAGUGAGAUUGUGGUAUCCAGGUCUGCGUUUAAGGACAACUCGUCUUUCUACACGUUGAACGGACGCAGGGUACAGUUCAAAGAGGUGGCCAAGAUGUUGAGGUCGCACGGGAUAGACUUGGACCAUAACAGGUUUCUUAUUUUGCAGGGAGAGGUAGAACAAAUAGCGAUGAUGAAACCAAAAGCUCAGACUGAACACGAAUCCGGCAUGUUGGAGUACUUGGAAGAUAUCAUUGGUACUUCAAGGUAUAAGGAACCCAUAGAGAAAUUAUCAGUUAAAGUAGAAGAGUAUAGUGAAAUGCGCAAAGAGAAGCUAAACCGGGUGCGUCUUGUCGAACAAGAGAAACAGAAGCUUGAACAACCAAUGAGAGAAGCGGUCGAACAAAUGAAUCUCACUAACGUCGCGCUGCGAACUAGGAAUUUGUUACUAAAUAAGUACAUACACGAAACAAACAAAAUAAUAGAAGGCAAAGAGAAAGAAAUGGUUGAGCUCAAGGAAAAUUUAGCAAAGAUCGACGAAAAACUGCAACAAAUCAAAGAAGAAUUGCAAGAAAAGACCACCAUUCUCAAGAAUGGUACACAAAAAUAUGAUAAACUUCAAAAACAGAAAGAAGAAGUAGCGGAAAAGCUUCAGAUCUGUAAGAAGAAGACUGUGACAGCGCAAGCAGAUAUAACACAGUCCAAUAAGAAAAAGAAAAAUCUAGACCAAUUACUCGAACAGGAGAGAGGCAAACUUAUGGACUUGGAAUUGAUACCCGAGAAAAAUAAGAGAGAGAUAGAUGAUUGCGAGAAGUUAUUGGUUAAACAAAAAGAGAGUAAGAAACAAGCAGAGGAAGAAUUACAGGUGGUUAUGGCAGGCGUCAGGUCCAAGACUCAAGGCCUCCAAGAAAACAAAGACAAGCUGCAAGCUAAACUAAUGGAAUUGAAAAAAAUCGUGGAUGAAGCGAACAAGGAGUAUAAGCUAGCUGAAUCUGAACUCAAAAUUUAUCUGAGUACAGAACAGAAAGAGACACAGAAACUAGAAAAGAUGAAAGAAGAUUACGAAAAAGCAGUGAAAGAUUUGGAAGAGAAGAAGUCGUCGCAAGAAGAAUUAUCAUCCACGCUUCCUACCAACGAGAGGAAAUUAAAUGAGAUACAAUCCCAGUUGAGUAAUUUGAAGAAAGAAGAGUCUGCUGUGUCCAGCGAAGCUAGAUCUUUGAGAGCGCAGUUAGAAGAGUCACGCCAAGCGAUGAGCGCGAACAAAUCCCGUGGGCGGGUUUUGGACGCGCUGAUGAAAGAGAAGAAAAGUGGGAGGUUGCCCGGAAUAUUUGGGAGAUUGGGUGAUCUAGGCGGUAUUGACGCUAAAUAUGACGUAGCAAUAUCUACUUGCUGCGGUGCAUUAGAUAACAUAGUUGUCGAUACUGUAGAAACAGCGCAAGCGUGCGUGGAAUACCUCAAGAGAAACGACGUUGGCAGAGCAACAUUCAUAGCAUUGGAUAAACAGAACCAUCUAUUGCAAUACAUGCACAAUAGGAACUCAUAUCCUGAAAAUGCUCCGAGACUUUUCGACCUUGUGAAAGUGAAAGACGAUAGAGUUCUUCCUGCAUUCUAUUUCGCUUUGAGAGACACAUUAGUCGCUAAAGAUUUAGAACAAGCGUCUAGAAUCGCUUACGGACAUACGAGAUACAGGGUGGUCACACUAAACGGUGACGUCAUUGAGAUUGCUGGUACCAUGUCGGGUGGUGGUAAAACAACGAUGCGCGGAAGAAUGUCCAGUUCAGUACAACAAGACACCAGCGAACAAGAUCCACGUAUCAUGCAACAGAACGAAAAGAAACUAGCCACCUUAGAGCAGAGAUUAUCGGAGCUACGUAGCGAGCAAGGAAAUCUAGAAGAUAGCGUAGUAUCAUUACAAAGGAGCACACGUGAAGGGAAAACCACCCUAAAUAAAUUGAAAAUAGAGCUGAAGAGUUUGACUGAACAAUUACCAAGUUUGCAGAGUCAAAUAAAACAACAAGAGCACAAAGCGGCUACCAGUAAAGUGGACGGUAAACAGAAAACUAAACUAGAAUCAGCACUUGAAGCGGCCAAGGAGAAGCUCGAUAAAGCAAAAGCAGACGCUGGAGAGGUAGAACAAGAAGUGCACGAAGUUGAUGUUCAAAUAUCUGCAGUUGCCGGUGGUAAAGUGAAAAGUCUACAAAGCAAUGUUGAUGAUCUCACUAAGAAAAUAGAUAAGAUUUCCAAAGAAAUCACUAAAUUGAGGGUCGCUAUUAAUACUAGCAUAAGAAAUGCGAAGCAAUCUAAAGACAAGAUAAACCAAAUGGAGACGGACUUGAAGGAGACCGAGAAGAAUUUAGAAAACUUGAAUAAUCAGAAAAAACAACUCACUUUGGACAGUUCACAGCUUCAGAAGGAAAUGGAAGAGCUCGAGGAACAAAUCAACGAGGGCACUGGCGAGUUCUCAGAGUUAAAACGGGAGAUAGCUAAGCUACAAAGUAAGGAGAACAAGAUAAAAAGUGAACGUUUAGAAGCUAAUAAUGCUGUCAAUAAGAUGGAUCACUCAAUACAAGACUGCAGAAGUAAAACGCCCAUGUGGGAGAAGGAGCUUACAACAUUAAAAUUAGAAGAUCCCGGCCUAGAUGGUAUUCCAGGAAUAGAGAGACCGGCGCCUCUAGAGAAACCAACCCCUGAAGAGUUAGAUGAUGUAUCGGUUGAGGAACUGAGAAAUAGAUUGGCCGCACAAAAGGCUAGACUAGGAGAUGCCAAGCCUAAUAUACAAGCUAUACAGGAUUACAAAACAAAAGAGGAUUUAUAUCUGAAACGUGCAGCGGAAUUGGAUGAGAUUACAACCAAAAGAAAUGAAAUGAGAGCCCUCUAUGAUCAACUCAGGAAAAAGCGAACUACGGACUUUCUGUGUGGUUUCAAUACAAUAACAACAAAAUUAAAAGAGAUGUAUCAAAUGAUAACUCUAGGAGGCGACGCCGAGUUAGAGUUAGUUGAUUCACUAGAUCCUUUCACUGAAGGAAUUACAUUUAGCGUUCGACCCCCCAAUAAAUCGUGGAAGAAUAUAUCGAAUCUGUCCGGAGGAGAGAAAACUUUAUCGUCCUUAGCGUUAGUGUUCGCCCUACAUUACUACAAACCGACGCCCCUUUACGUCAUGGACGAAAUAGAUGCGGCAUUGGACUUCAAAAAUGUCUCCAUUGUUGCAAACUAUAUUAAGGAGCGCACGAAAAACGCUCAGUUCAUCAUAAUAUCGCUGCGAUAUAACAUGUUUGAAGUAUCAAACCGUUUGGUCGGAAUAUACAAAACGGAAGAUUGCACAAAGUCGGUGACCAUCGAAAAUAAAGUGCCCGAAUUGCCCGCCGAUGUUGUUGCUUAGUGUUUACAUAAAAGGUCUCGUUUUGAAUGUGCCUUGUGUAUUAAAUCCUUUAAACAUUUAUUGUAGUAUUACAUGUUUUUUUAUUACAUUAUAAGC
Messenger RNA from Diatraea saccharalis (sugarcane borer), 4271 nucleotides. The record is from the annotation of a GenBank genome assembly. NCBI's taxonomy places the organism in Eukaryota, Metazoa, Arthropoda, Insecta, Lepidoptera, Crambidae.